Molecule: messenger RNA, 945 nt
Organism: Theobroma cacao (cacao)
Lineage: Eukaryota; Viridiplantae; Streptophyta; Magnoliopsida; Malvales; Malvaceae
Gene: RDM1
Product: RNA-DIRECTED DNA METHYLATION 1
Biological process (GO): gene silencing by siRNA-directed DNA methylation
Cellular component (GO): RNA polymerase V complex; nucleus
Source: RefSeq, a predicted model, not a curated record
CUCGUAUUCUCGAAUAAUAGUAUAAUAAUAUUACAAGCAGUUGUAUUAUUAAUUUCUUCUUUCCAUGUGUUCACUUUCACAGUAACCAAACAGGUCAUCAUCCCAAGGGGGAAAAAUUUGAUUAGGGUUUAUGCAAAGACUUAGUUUCACCUUUCCCUUUCUUGCUAUCACUCUGUAAUAAGAGAAAUUUCUGGAAGGCUGGCAUUAUAAGCAGCAUGAAGAGGGCAUUGCCAUGGAGUGCUCAGGUUGAUGUAAUUUUAUCAGAUGAAUCCUCUUCAUCAUCAUCUUCUUCUUCUUCUUCAGAUUCUGAGAUUCAGGUCAAUAAUGGAACCACAAAUGCCGCAGUCGAUCAACCUCCUAAAGAGUUAUCCUCUGAAGGUUUGUUGAUCAGAAGGGCAGAAAUGUAUCAGGAAUAUAUGAAGCAAUUACCCAUCCCAACACAGCGUGGCUCUAUUAUUCCGUUUACCACAUGGAUGGGAUUAGGCAGAUCCAUCAAACAAUUAUAUGGGCAACCUUUGCAUUACCUCACCAACAUUCUUCUAAAACAGUGGGACCAUUUGAGAAUCGGCAGUGAGGAUGAGCAUAGCCCCCUCGAUAUCGUCAUUCAUCCUUGCAAAGCAGAAGCCACUGUCUGGCUCGUUGAGGAACUCCAUCGGUGCACAUCAUCUCAUCAUCACAUGGCCAAACUGUGGCAGUCGGAUCCAAUGCACCAUGCUUUCAUCGAUUCCAUUUUCCCAAAAUUGUGAAGUGCAUGUUGAAAGGUUCAUAAGUUUUUGCAUACCCUGGACCUGAUUCUGGGGUAAAUCAUUUAACAUUCAACACAAAGUAGCAGAGGUUGAAAAUAUAAGUAUCUUUCCUCCAUUUCAUCCAGUAAAAAAUGUUGUUACUUUGUUAAUGUAGUUUCAGAGUCCAUGAUAUCAAUCCAGGAUGAAAAGUUCUUGCGCA